Molecule: messenger RNA, 612 nt
Organism: Lactuca sativa (garden lettuce)
Lineage: Eukaryota; Viridiplantae; Streptophyta; Magnoliopsida; Asterales; Asteraceae
Source: RefSeq, a predicted model, not a curated record
AUGGUUACCCGCUACGAGUACAAGGAAUAUAUCCUUAACAAGGUGCAGAAGGAGUUGAAUAUCAACACUGCUACUCCCAAGGAGAUUUCUGCCUUCAAGGCUCAUGAGCGCGAUGUUACGAAAGUCCAUUGCAUCAUGCUUGUGACCAUGACCGCAGAACUCCAGAAGUCCUACGAGGACUACUAUCCCUACGAAAUGAGUCAAGAUUUGAUGGAUAGGUACCAUCAAAUCACAAGGUGGGAUAGGUACGAGAUCAUCACUUCAAUGAUCAUGACCAAGAUGAGAGAUGGAGAGUCUGUCACUGCUCAUCUACAGAAAAUGCAAAGAUAUGUUGAUCGCCUGCAGAAGUUUAAUGUUAACUUUAAUGAGGAGUUGGCGAUUGAUAUCAUUCUUCAAUCCUUACCUCCUUUCUACAACCAGUUCCGCAUGACCUACCACAUGAACAAAGAGGAGGUCAUGUUGAGCAAGCAUCAAGGUCUGUUGAGAACUGCUGAGAGCAACCUCAAGGACAAAUCUAUUGCGUCAACUCCUACUGCCGCCCCCGUCAUGGCUAUUGGGCAGGGGGAGGGUAAGAAGAGGAAGGAUCAUUCCAAGAGCCACCAUAAGGGAUAG